GCAAACGGUAGUGGCGGCGCAGGCGCAGGGACAGGCACAAAGGCGGCGGUAGUGGUGGAGGAAGAAGCCGAGCUCCUGGACUGAGACCGUCAGGUUUCCUGACCGCCCCCUUCCUUCCUCCCUCCCUCCCCAUUCCCCCGUGAGCUGCAGGCAUGACCGACAAAGAAGCAUCAGAUGCCCAUUAUGAUGUUACACCUGUGACGUCACACACCCACUGUUCUUCAUUACUGACGGCCGCCUCACCUGUGCAGUCCACUCAUCUCGACACGACGCCAGCCAUUUGUCAUGAAUGGAAACGAGGAAAAAAAACAGCCUUUGAUGAUGCCGUGGAAGAACGUGUCAUUAAUGAAGAAUACAAGAUCUGGAAGAAAAAUACUCCCUUUUUGUAUGACCUGGUAAUGACGCAUGCUCUGGAAUGGCCAAGCCUGACUGCACAGUGGUUGCCUGACGUUUCUAGACCUGAGGGAAAGGACUACAGUGUUCAUAGACUGGUGCUGGGAACCCACACAUCUGAUGAGCAAAACCAUUUGGUCAUAGCCAGUGUUCAACUGCCAAAUGAUGAUGCGCAGUUUGAUGCUUCACAUUACGAUAGUGAGAAAGGAGAAUUUGGUGGAUUUGGUUCUGUUAGUGGAAAGAUAGAGAUUGAAAUAAAAAUAAACCACGAAGGGGAAGUAAAUCGUGCUCGUUACAUGCCUCAGAAUCCUUGCAUUAUUGCUACUAAGACUCCCUCCAGUGAUGUGUUGGUCUUUGAUUAUACGAAACAUCCUUCCAAACCAGAUCCCUCUGGUGAGUGCAGUCCAGAUCUUCGGUUACGUGGGCACCAGAAAGAAGGCUAUGGGCUCUCAUGGAAUCCGAAUCUAAGUGGCCAUCUACUUAGCGCUUCAGAUGAUCAUACUAUCUGCUUAUGGGAUAUUAGUGCGGUACCUAAAGAAGGAAAAAUAGUUGAUGCGAAAACUAUCUUUACUGGUCAUACAGCAGUAGUAGAAGAUGUGUCAUGGCACUUGCUGCAUGAGUCACUGUUUGGUUCAGUGGCAGAUGAUCAGAAACUAAUGAUCUGGGAUACAAGAUCUAACAAUACAUCUAAGCCAAGUCACUCCGUUGAUGCACAUACAGCAGAAGUGAACUGUCUCUCAUUCAAUCCUUACAGUGAAUUUAUCUUAGCAACUGGUUCUGCUGAUAAGACUGUAGCAUUGUGGGAUUUAAGAAACCUGAAACUAAAGUUACAUUCCUUUGAGUCACACAAGGAUGAAAUUUUCCAGGUUCAGUGGUCUCCUCAUAACGAAACAAUCCUGGCAUCAAGUGGAACAGAUCGCAGACUAAAUGUGUGGGAUUUGAGUAAAAUUGGAGAAGAACAGUCACCUGAAGAUGCCGAAGAUGGUCCUCCAGAACUGUUGUUUAUUCAUGGUGGUCACACAGCUAAGAUCUCAGAUUUUUCUUGGAAUCCAAAUGAACCAUGGGUAAUUUGCUCUGUAUCUGAAGACAAUAUCAUGCAAGUUUGGCAGAUGGCUGAAAAUAUUUACAAUGAUGAAGAUCCUGAGGGAGCUCCUGAUCCGGAAGGCCUACCAAAGAUGCAUCAAUUUCAGACUGGGCAUUUUCAAUUAACUUGACCAGAACCGCUUUUGGGAUUACUGGAUGGGAAGAGGCCUGCACAACUAAAGAUGACAAAGCCCAGUUCACCAAAGAAGCUGUUAUUAUGUACUGAUCUCCAUGAAGUUAUAAUUCAUGAUUCAUGUCAAAUGACUUUUAAAUACCUAUGGAUUUACCAAAAUUUGUAGUUUCUCACCUAUCUGCUAUCUUAUUGUCUUUAAUCUCCUGGGAGCUUGUGUGUGUGAUCGGUAACAGAGAAAUCCCUCCAUAAUUUAACUGUUUUGAUUGUAUGUUAGUAAGAAGGGUAGCAGGGAUAAUUUGUAAUUACAGACCUGUGAGCUUGAUGUUAGUGGUAGGGAAGCUACUGGAGAAGAUACAGCGGGAUAGGGUAUAUACCCAUUUGGAAGAAAAUGGGCUUAUCGGUGAUAACAUGAUUUUGUGCAGGGAAGGUCAUGUCUUACAAAUCUAAUAGAAUUCUUCAAAGAGGUGACAAAGUUGAUUGAUGAGGGAAGGGAUUUAGAUGUCAUAUACAUGGACUUCAGUUAAGCAUUUGAUAAGGUUCCCCAUGAAAGGCUAUUGAAGAAGGUGAAGUCGCAUGGGGUCCAGGGUGUUCUAGCUAAAUGGAUGGAGAACUGUUUGGGCAACAGGAGACAGAAUAGUAGUGGAAUGAAGCUUCUCAAAAUGGAGACCUGUGACCAAUGGUGUCCACAGGAAUCCGUGUUGGAUCCAUUGUUGUUUGUAAUAUACAUAAAUGAUUUGGAGGAAGGUGUAGGUUGCCUCAUUAGCAAAUUUGUAGACGACACGAAGAUUAGUGGAGUAGCAGAUAGUGAAGAGGACUGUUAGAGAAUACAGCAGAAUAUAGAUAGUUUGGAGAAUUAGGUAGAGAAAUGGCAAAUACUGUUCAAUCCUGAUAAAUGCGAGGUGAUGCAUUUUGGAAGAUGCAAUUCCAGAGCAAACUGUACAGUAAGUGGAAAAGUUCUGGGGAAAAUUGAUGUGCUGAGAGAACUGGGUGUUCAGGUCCAUUUUUCCCCAAAGGUGGCAACGCAGAUCAAUAGGAUGGUCAAGAAGGCAUACAGAUGCUUUCCUUCAUCAGACGGAGUAUUGAGUAUAAGAGUUGGCAGAUCAUGUUAUAGUUGUAUAAGACUUUGGUUGAAAGAACAAAGACCAGCCACAUUUGGAAAACUGCAUACAGUUCUGGUCGCCACAUUAGCAAAAGUAUGUAGAUUCUUUAGAGAGAGUGCAGAAGAGAUUCAACAGGAUGUUGCCUGGUAUGGAGGGUGCUAGCGAGGAGAAGUUGAGUAGAUUAAGAUUUUUUUUUAAUUGGAAAGGAGGAGGUUGAGGGGGAUCUGAUUGAAGCCUACAAAAUCAUGAGAGGUUUAGACAGAGUGGAUGGCAAGAAACUUCUUUUCCCAGAGUGGAGGACUUAAUUACUAGUGGUCAAAAGUUCAAAGUGACAGGGGAAAAGUUUAGAGGAGAUAUACUUGGAAAGUUCUUCACGCAGAGGGUGGUGGGUGCCUGGAAUGCGUUACCAGCGGAGGUGGUAGGGACAGAAUUAUAGCGUUGUUUAAGAUGUGUCUAGAUCGAUACGUGAAUAGGCAGGGAGCACAGGGAUACGGAUCCUUAGAAAGUAGGCGGCAGAUUUGGAUAGAAGAUAUGAAUUGGUGCAGGCUUGCAUGGCCGAAGGACCUGUUCCUGUGCUGUAAUGUUCUUUGUCUUUUGGGAAAAUGGCAGCAUUUGAAGAACAUCCAUACAACUACUUCAGUGAGGGACAGAAGUCAUUCAUUGGGGCAGUCCUAUAGGUGACCCUAAUACAUAUUUCACUAUGUAAUUCACUUCUAUUUCUCAAACCAUGUUGUUAUAAGUUUACAGUUUCUGCUAUGUUGCAAUACCAUAUUAUAUCAUGAAAGCCUACUCUGAAGAAUUAGGAGUUGGCAGAAGGUGGGGAUGCAAAAUAAGGAGUGACUUCUCAGAGCCCGCGGCAGCAGUGGGAGUGACUUCCAAGGGCCUGCGGUGACACUGAGACUUGAGGUUUUGGGGAGGGAAGCCCAGCUAUAGCAAUAAGACUUAGAUUCAGAUGCUUCACCCUUUCUUCUUGGCUCAUUUUUAUUUUGUUUUUCAGAUUUUGUUUUGUUUUUUGUAUCUUAGAUGAUUGUUUUGGUUUUUGUAGCUAAAAUGGCUGUUUUCUUAAAAUUCGGGUUUUUGUACCUAAGCUGGUGACGUUGUACACUUUUCACUGUAUUCUUUUACUUCACUUGAAUAUA
Messenger RNA from Hemiscyllium ocellatum (epaulette shark), 3848 nucleotides. RefSeq names its product histone-binding protein RBBP4. Lineage: Eukaryota; Metazoa; Chordata; Chondrichthyes; Orectolobiformes; Hemiscylliidae. Gene Ontology annotation, biological process: regulation of gene expression. The transcript has 15 exons. Gene Ontology annotation, cellular component: NuRD complex; ESC/E(Z) complex; nucleus. Gene Ontology annotation, molecular function: histone binding. The coding region runs from base 153 to 1607 and encodes 484 amino acids. The record is from RefSeq and is a predicted model, not a curated record.